AUGGACCGCGUCUUCGGCCACGAUCACCAUUGCAGCGUUUGCGGGUGCUCACCUUCGAUGGGGUUUCUCUACGAAUGCAAACAGGACCAUAAGGUCACAACUCUUGGCACCAUACUACUAAAAGGUCAAGAUAGGGUUGAGCCGGUCAAGUCGGCACUGCGACAAGAGCUGGAGAAGAUUGGGUUGAGCGAGAGCAUCAUUCGUACAGCGGAGAGCGGGCACUACACUGCCACACAACUGAAGAAGCUCAAGGAACUGAAGCUCGAGCUGCAGCAGGUCAUAUCGGACACACGCCAGGCUACCCAAGCCAGCGAUUUCGUGUCUAGGCUUACAGCUCUGGCGGGGGCGUCAUACAGCACCGAUGGAACUUUCAAUAGCCUUCCUGUGACAGACUCAAGUUCUAGAGCAUGCGCUUUCAGAGCUUGUCAUACCUGCCGCCCGUACUAUCGAGAACGUGUGUACAUUGCCUUUCAAGCGGUACUCAAUGCGGAUUUUCCGCCCUUGACAGAAGACGACAUGGAAGAACUCCCAAUCAAGUCUGCACGAAUCAUGCGUACCAUCGGCACCAGGGUUCAAUCCUCCAUGACUCUAAACACCAACCCAUCGACACUGCCCACUUUAGGUUCUUUCGCCACGUCUACAGGUGUACCGCACACCGCCUCAUCCAACACCACAGAUUCCAGCGGGCUCACCUUCAAAACUACACAAACUGACAUCGAUGAGAUCUCCGCCCAGCGCCGCCCUCGACGCAGGUUCUACAGGAUGGGACGCCGCUCCUCUGUCGACAUAGCCCGUUCUCUCUCUCAUGGACCUAGUCUUCUCACACCUCAGGGUCUCAAAUCCGCUGUCCAAGGCAUCUUCCGUCCAGGCCGGGAAUCCAGCUCCGAAGGCUCCAACAUCACUCUUCCACUCCCACGGACCGGGACAGUUCGCGACAACACCAGCUUACCGUCUGUCGGAGAAUUCGAUCUCGGCGCCUUGCGCCGAGUUCGGAAGCAAAAAGAGCGUAAUGAGGUCAGAAACGGGACCUACACCGGCGGAUUCGAGGAUGUGACCGCACAUACUACAGCAGCUAGUGAUAGAUCAGGAGGCAAUGAUAGCAGUGUCGACUCUGAGUUUUCAGUCCACCUUUUCACGACCGACGAGAAUGGGGAAAUGGCAAUUGAGGGUGUCGCUGUUACAGAAGAAGCAAUCGAGACACACACACCCGACCUCGUUGCUCUCAACGUUCCCGCUAUCCAGAAGAUAGGGGCGGUUGUCAAGACCGCGGAGGUGGGAGAGAAUGUGGAUGUUGGAUUACAAAGCAUCAUGACACAGGUGUGA
Molecule: messenger RNA, 1323 nt
Organism: Alternaria atra
Lineage: Eukaryota; Fungi; Ascomycota; Dothideomycetes; Pleosporales; Pleosporaceae
Exons: 2
Coding region: 1-1323 (440 amino acids)
Source: RefSeq, a predicted model, not a curated record